Papaver somniferum (opium poppy) is the source of this 2270-nucleotide messenger RNA. RefSeq names its product serine carboxypeptidase-like 20. Gene Ontology annotation, biological process: proteolysis; secondary metabolic process. The record is from RefSeq and is a predicted model, not a curated record. The coding region runs from base 1 to 1284 and encodes 427 amino acids. NCBI's taxonomy places the organism in Eukaryota, Viridiplantae, Streptophyta, Magnoliopsida, Ranunculales, Papaveraceae. The transcript has 13 exons. Gene Ontology annotation, molecular function: serine-type carboxypeptidase activity; acyltransferase activity, transferring groups other than amino-acyl groups.
AUGGCAGAUAGACCAGAGUCAAAUAGUUCAGCGGCCAUCUCAUACCGAAAUGUGAACCAACCAUGUAGUAAUCUGCAAUUCUUGAACAUAAUUUUCCCUCUCAAUUGGAAUCCUCUAAUAAAAUGUCAAUACAAUCACUCAUUUUUGUGGUGCUUGUUUUUCUUCUUCUUAUCAUCAUCAUCAUCAUUAUUUACUGUAGCGGCACCUGGCAAUGCUCUAAUUACUCAUCUUCCUGGUUUUAAUGGCAAUUUUCCUUCUAAACACUACUCUGGAUAUGUGAAAAUAGAUGAGAAGAGCUUAUUCUACUACUUUGUGGUUUCUGAAAGAAACCCAAAUGAAGAUCCUGUGGUUCUUUGGCUCAAUGGAGGUCCUGCCUGUUCUAGUUUCGAUGGAUUUGUUUAUGAACAUGGUCCAUUCAAUUUUGAGAAACCCAAGACUUGUGGAAGUCUUCCAAAACUUCAACUUAAUCCAUACAGUUGGUCAAACGUUUUAAACAUUACAUAUUUGGAUUCUCCAGCAGGUGUUGGAUUGUCAUACAAAACUGGAGACCUACGGACUUCGCUGGAGACGCACACCUUUCUUCUCAAGUGGUUCGAGCAAUACCCAGAGUUCCUAGCAAACCCAUUUUACAUUUCUGGAGAGUCCUGUUCUGGGAUAUAUGUGCCUACUCUGGCUUCUGAAGUUGUCAAAGGUCUUGAAGCCGGUGUAAAGCCUGUACUCAACUUCAAGGGUCACAUAAUAGGAAAUGGGGUAACUGACGGGGAAUUCGAUGGAAAUUCUUUUGUGCCAUUUGCUCAUGGUCAGGAGUUAGAAGUUAGUAACUCUUCCGAAGGCAUAAAGGGUACUAGAAAUGAUGAUGAAGUGGCAAAUGCGUGGCUGAACAAUGAGGCUGUGAGGAAAGCACUUCAUCUAGAAAACCUUAUUUGGGAGAUUUGCACAGAUAAGAUCCUCUACAAUCAUGAUUUGGGAAGCAUGAUUAAAUAUCACAGGAACCUUACGGCCUGGGGAUAUAGAGCACUUAUAUUCAGUGGUGAUCAUGAUAUGUGUGUACCAUAUAUCGGGAGUGAAAAAUGGACGAGGUCGCUUGGAUAUAAAAUCAUAGACGAAUGCCUGUCUUUCGCAAUGUACCUUCAAGGCUAUGACAAUAAUCUCACUUUCCUCACUAUAAAGUUCCCCGAGUACAAGCCAAAGGAAGCAUUGGCCUUUUAUAGCCGUUGGUUGGCUGGAGAAAAGAUACGAAACAAGUUUUUAUGGAUCACCUUUCUCUGCCCAUAUGUAAGAUGAUAAAAUUGCAGUGAAAACUUAAUUUGUAUCCAAUUUGUGUCGCAGCUUUAGUAUUUGAGUUAUGGACUCAGAUCAAAGAAAAUACAACACUGGCUCUGGUCUUGGAUUAACAGUUGCAGUGUAUUUGCACAAAACCACUGGACUAGUGUGUGCACGUCCGAAUUUUCGCAUACAUCGAAUUCCUGGCCCAAAACAUGAUUAAAACUCGAAAAGAAUACAAAACCAAAAUUAAGACAUCGCCUUUGUUACACCAGAAACCUGCAGCCCUCGCCAUUUUCCGGCCUGCAUUUUCCCCGGCAGCAGUCUUAGCCGUGCUUCUAAAAUGCUGUCCCUCAGCUUUUACUCCCAAAAUUUUCCUUCCAUUGGUGUCAACCAGCUACCAGCAGUUCAUGGUUUUGGUGAUGGACCUGCCGCUCCCAAAAGGAUUACACCUAACGAUGGAAAAGUUUAGGAGGAAAAGUUGGGGGACACCAAGUAAAACCGGUAGUUGUUUCCACUUUCUCGGAGCUCAAUUUCUUUUUUUGCUCACCAUAAAUAAACUAAAUAACAAUAUAAAAAGAAACUAUUAAAUAAAUAAAUAAAAUUGUUUCUAUGUGGUGAAGGAAAGUCCAGCAGGGGCGACCUGAGAACACAUGAACAUUCACCAAAACAACAAACAGCGAGUGUCUCUGAUAUUGGUUUUCUCAUGUGAUCUCAGGAUGCUCCUGUUGAUCUUCCUCACAUCUCUUCUUGCUUGCUUCUUCUUGUUAACUUGUAAUCUCUCUUCUUCUUUCAAUUUCAAGAACUAUUGAAGAUGUUGUAAUGAUUCAUGAUUGGACUCAGAGCUAUUUAAGGUCAAACUCGUUCUAAUGUACUUUUCUCAUAUAAUGUACUACUACAUAAUCUGUAGUACCAUUUGAGGGAAGUAAAGAUUUCUCACACAGUCAAUGUAAGUACAGAGCUGUACUACUUUUCAACCCCCAUUGUACUACUUCAUUGGUUGAGUU